AUGUCAGCCGGGUUCCGGGGUCUCCUCCGGGUUCUGCGGGGUCUCCUCCGGGUUCGGGCAGCGCAGGUUCGGUUCGAGACUUUCCGCAGGACAUCAAGGACGAGUUUACCGAGCUGCUGCGGGUUUGUGUGUGUUUGUUCUCUCGCAGUUCGGCUGCAGCUCCAGGCCACGGCCGUCGGUGAGGUGGUGAUCAAAGGAAUCUGCGCAAACCGUUACCUCGCCAUGAACUCGGACGGACGACUGAUCGGAACGAGGAGAACAACAGAUGAAUGUUAUUUUCUGGAGCGCCUGGAGUCGAAUAACUACAACACGUACCGAUCCCGGAAGUAUCCCGACUGGUACGUGGCUCUGAAGAGAACAGGCCAGUAUAAAGCGGGUUCGAAGACCAGCCCGGGCCAGAAGGCCAUUCUGUUUCUGCCCAUGUCAGCCAAGUGCUGAUGGAGAGAUGCGGUCAAACACAGAGCGAGACCGACAGACCCCUGACGCAGACGCGCUUCUAACCGACGAUCAGCUCAUCCGGAGAAGUCUAGAUUCUUCAGCGUGUCUGGAAAAAACACUUCCCUUCAGCAUUUCUAUCUAGGAACGCUUCCCAAAACAGAUGUACUUGGAGAGCAUUACAGGUUUAUUUGUUCGUGUUUGGUCACCCUGGAGAUAUCAGCAAUAUCCGCAGAAGAGAGACUCGGCGCUUUCGUCAAUUCUGACCCCAAAUCCCACCGAUAUGAUCUCAGAUCCAACUUUCCAAAACACUCUCUUAUUCCACUCGAUUCCCUCGGGUUGGCUCGGAGAGUUCACUUAUCUGCACUAUACGCUCGUGAAUUCGUGACUGCAUUUCUCGCACGAGUGUGUUUAGUACGGCUACAAAAUGUGAGUUUACUUUAAUGCUGCUCCUUUAUGCAAAAGGCUUGUAUAUGCAAGUAUUUCUAUACUGUAUUUUAGAGAAAGAAAGGGUUUUGCAAACACAAAGUUUCACUUUGAUGAAGUACAUCAUGAAUGUCAAAAACUUUAUUCUCUUUUUCAUAUAUAUAUAUAUAUAUCAUCUUGGCUAAGAAACAUAGUUUCUAUUUAGUUUAGUUACAUUGUUGCUGUGAGUAACAAUAAGAUUAACAGUAACAGUUUAUCUUUUUUUUUUUGUUGAGGUA
Molecule: messenger RNA, 1139 nt
Organism: Sinocyclocheilus rhinocerous
Lineage: Eukaryota; Metazoa; Chordata; Actinopteri; Cypriniformes; Cyprinidae
Gene: fgf2
Product: fibroblast growth factor 2
Exons: 3
Coding region: 1-438 (145 amino acids)
Molecular function (GO): growth factor activity
Source: RefSeq, a predicted model, not a curated record